AUGGCUACUGAACAAUCAUCUCCAGAAUCUCCAACACGCAAACGUCCACGUCGUACAAAACAAGAUCCACAAUUUGCAUUCGAUAAGGCAGCACAUGCUGAAACUGACAUGGAUACAACUAAUUCAAAUAAACGAAGUCCAAUAAGAAAGAAAACAAAAUCAUUACAAUCUGUUGAUUCUGUUGAUACAAGUGCUGAUUUAUAUGAACCAGGUGAUAUUGUUUGGUGUAAAUUAGGUGGUUUUCCAUGGUGGCCAGCAUUAAUUUAUCGUUGUGAUGCUGAAGGUGGAAUUCAUACAAAAACAUUAAAUUCAAAUAACAAACCAAAACGAUUAUUUUUUGUUUAUUUUUAUGGUAAAUAUCUUGAAUAUUCAUGGAUAUCAACUCGUUGGCUAUUAAAAUAUGCUGGGUUAAGUAGUUUUAUUCAACAUGCUGAAGCUGCUGUUCAACAAGCAGCAACAAAAUCCGAACAGCAAGAAUUAGCUAAUCGAUAUCAAUUGAAAGUUUCAAUGAAAAAACGUGUUCAAUGGGAUGAGGCAAUUGAGUUAGCUGACCGUGCGCUAGCAAUAAAAAAUAAUGAAAGAAUUGAAGAAUUUAGUGAACUAUUAAAAGAGGCUUCGGAUCAACCGAAAAGUGUACGUCGUCGAAAGGCAUCUGUUGAGAAAAGUGAAGAUGACGGAGGAAAUAAACGACGUGUACGAGAUUCUUCAGCAUCAUCUGUUGUUUCUAUUCAUGAUACAAAUGAUCAGGCGAAUGCUGAGGAAAAAUCUCCUAUGAUUAUUCGAAAACCUAAUUUAUUAAAUCAAAAUGAUUCAACGGCACUAUCAGGAGAUGAACAAACAGAAAAAAAGAAACGUGGUCGAAAGCGAAAAUCAGACAUACAAAUUGAAACCACCAUCACCACCAAUAAUAAUUUAUCGAAUUCGAUCGAUGCAACGCCUGAUGAUAAUCAACCAAUGAAAACUCGACCAAAAAAGACAUCUCCAACCAAAGAUCGAACUGUUUCGGAAAAACCUACACGUAAAAGUCGACGAUCAGCCAUGACCAAUGAUAAUGAGGUUGAAUAUGACUUUCCAACGACAUCAAAUAGUUCUGAUCGACAAACAUCAUCACAAAUGGUUCAACUUAUUCAAGCCAACAAUCCUCCAUUAUCAAAUUAUGAACAAAAACAAAUCGUUGAAGGUCUUCUUCAUCAUACGAAUGAGAAAACUUUAACUUUUGAUGAAGCGCAAACAUACGCAAUGAAUAAAGCAAUUGAAAUAGUUAAUGAAAAUCAUAACUAUCGAAUGAGUAGUAUUUCUCCUGAAUGGUUCUAUGAAUCAAUACUACUAAAAUAUCCAGCGGUCGUAUUUAAAUAUCGCUCAUGGUUUGACAAUAUCAAAACCGAUGUUAUACCGAAUGGAAAUGAUAUGAUCAAACUUAAACAAUGGCAAAUUGCACUUAUGCUUCAUGCACAAAUAAAAGCUGAGCAGCAACAGCAACAAAAUUUAUAA
Messenger RNA from Rotaria socialis, 1491 nucleotides. The record is from the annotation of a GenBank genome assembly. Lineage: Eukaryota; Metazoa; Rotifera; Eurotatoria; Philodinida; Philodinidae.